AUGGUCCUUGAGAGGCAGAAUGAACAGGGCGAGGGGGGAGUGAUGAGCUGGGCAGGGGUGAAGGUCACUCUCAACAGGAGAUGGACCGUGGUGCAGCUCAGAACUGUCAAGAGAGAGUUCAUGGCAGUCGCCCAGAAAGGAGGUCUAGACCCAGCCUCCGGCGGGAAACUGUUUCUGCAGAUGCUGCAAGAGCGGGAGGCGAGAGGCUGCCCUGAAUUGUUGAAGAAGCAGAAGGCCCUGCAGGAAAAGUUCAGGAAGCAGGAGGAGGAGCAAAACGCCAAGCAGGCUUCGGAUUUGGCCCGCAGGCAGAAGGAGUGGCUGGCUAAAGGCGAGAAGUACCAUAAGGAGUACCUGACCAUGCAGAAGGAUGAGGUCGCGGCCAUCCGCAAGGCCAAGGCCGACGGCGCCUUCUACGUGCCUGCUGAGAAGAAAGUCGCCCUGGUGGUGCGCAUCCGAGGCAUCAACAAGCACUCUCCCCGUGUCAUCCGUGUGCUCAGACUCCUCCGCCUGAGGCAGAUCAACAACGCCACCUUUGUGCGCCUCAACAAGGCCUCCGUCAACCUGCUGCGCAAGGUCGAGCCCUUCAUUAUGUACGGCACCCCCUCGCUGGCGACCAUCCGCAAGCUGGUCUACAAGAGGGGCUUCGUGAAGAUCAACAAGCAGAGGAUCCCGAUCACCUCGAACGACGUGGUGGCCAAGAUCCCUGGCGGCCAUGUGGACUGCGUGGAGGACAUCAUCCACGAGAUCUACACCUGCGGCGAGAAAUUCAAGGAGGUGAACAACUUCCUCUGGCCGUUCAAGCUCAGAAACCCCAGAGGCGGGUUCAAGGCCAAGCGCCACCCCUUCAUCCGGGGAGGCGACUGGGGCAACCGAGAGGCCUUCAUCAACGAUAUCGUCGAGCGCAUGCUAUGA
Messenger RNA from Hippocampus zosterae (dwarf seahorse), 912 nucleotides. Its product is annotated as 60S ribosomal protein L7-like. Lineage: Eukaryota; Metazoa; Chordata; Actinopteri; Syngnathiformes; Syngnathidae. Gene Ontology annotation, biological process: maturation of LSU-rRNA from tricistronic rRNA transcript (SSU-rRNA, 5.8S rRNA, LSU-rRNA). The record is from RefSeq and is a predicted model, not a curated record. Gene Ontology annotation, molecular function: structural constituent of ribosome; RNA binding. The coding region runs from base 1 to 912 and encodes 303 amino acids. The transcript has 2 exons. Gene Ontology annotation, cellular component: cytosolic large ribosomal subunit.